UUGAAAUCCAAAAUGGACUCAGCAGUGCAAGAAUAUGAUUUAACCUUCCAGAGGAUACUAUACGGGAGUGUAUUAAUAUUCAUCCCUCUAAUUCUACUCUCCCAAAAAUAAUGCCUACAGGGAGACUUUCAGCAAACUUAGAGUGCUGUUCAGGGUCUGUGGUGUGGUCAUUAUUGGGAUAUGCAGCUUGUUCUUGUUUAACAGAGCUUCAAAGUAUUUCGCUAAUGAAGAUCCUCCUGCUCAGGGAGAGGACUGACUCCAGCAAAAAGAGUUCGUCGAAUGGCAGAAAUUCAGGCAUAAAUUAGAGAGGGACAUGUACCUCUCAGCCUUGGCCAUUGUCAGUAGUCUCUGUAUCAUGCUUGUCUCCCACUGGAUGCAUAAGUAUUACUCUUAUAUUGACUAUAAGAAUGCUGAGACCAACGAAGAAAGAAAAAAUUAAAAUUAAAAUGAUUUAGUGCUUAAAGAAGGAUUAACAAGAAUAUUC
Messenger RNA from Moneuplotes crassus, 484 nucleotides. NCBI's taxonomy places the organism in Eukaryota, Ciliophora, Spirotrichea, Euplotida, Euplotidae. The record is from the annotation of a GenBank genome assembly.